Soboliphyme baturini is the source of this 204-nucleotide messenger RNA. NCBI's taxonomy places the organism in Eukaryota, Metazoa, Nematoda, Enoplea, Dioctophymatida, Soboliphymatidae. The record is from the annotation of a GenBank genome assembly.
AUGGCAUCGCCCUACUUGCCCUUCCUCUUAGAACUGGUAGCGACUCCGCUGCUGGCUGGUAUCUUCGUCGUCGUUCCGUCUGUCUUCGUCAGCCGUUGCUCUGCUGGUCGUACCCUGCUGGCAGAAGGUGAUGUGCAGGUCCUCAUAGCCGACUUUUUCGAGCCUCCCUCAGUACCACAACUGCCUGUAUGCGGCCCUUUGUAA